Messenger RNA from Oncorhynchus tshawytscha (Chinook salmon), 2493 nucleotides. RefSeq lists its product as uncharacterized. The record is from RefSeq and is a predicted model, not a curated record. The coding region runs from base 106 to 2145 and encodes 679 amino acids. Gene Ontology annotation, cellular component: secretory granule. The transcript is spliced from 8 exons. Lineage: Eukaryota; Metazoa; Chordata; Actinopteri; Salmoniformes; Salmonidae.
GGAUGGAGAACGGGAGCUGGCUUGGCGGUGAUGUGGUUAGACUUUGUGCUCUAUUUAUCAGCUCUUUCUUAGGUCAUUUCUACGGGGAGAAAAUCUAAGUCUUCCAUGAUGAAACUUGUGUUUGUUUUUGCUGUGGUUGCGUAUUUCUUUGCAGAAAAUCUAUCACUUCCCGUUGGAGAAGAACGACAGCGAGAGGAUGUGGUAACACGGUGCUUGGUUGAGGUCCUGUCCAAGGCGUUGACCAAACCUGACUCUCACCCUCUGGAUCAGGAAUGUAAAGAUAUUCUCAAAGCAGGUGCCCAACAUGCUGCUCCUGUGGAGAAGACAAGUGAUGAGCUGCUGACUAAUGAAGAGGAGGGCAAAGAACAUGAACCUAAGCCUGAGGCACCAGGGGCCAAUGUGAAAGACAUCGAGGCCCUCCUGAAGUCUGUGGAGGAGAAGAGGGAGACACCGGAGGACGAAGAUCGCAGCCAGGAGUCAUGGGACCUCAACUACGAGAAGGAGAAAAGGAUUUGGAAACCAACGCACAGGUAUCAUCAUAAGAAACCCAAUCACAAACGUGAUGAGGAGGUUUCUGAAGAAGUGAGAGAAGAGCCAGACGAAGAACGUAGUCAGGAAUCCUGGAGCCUGGGCGAUGAGAAGGAGAAGAGAUAUAGGCCUACCUAUCGGUACACCCCCAAGAAACACCACAAACGAGACGAAGAGGGUUUAGAGGAAGAGAGAGAAGAGCCAGAAGAGGAACGUAGUCAGGAAUCCUGGAGCCUGGGCGAUGAGAAGGAGAAGAGAUAUAGGCCUACCUAUCGGUACACCCCCAAAAACACCCCAAACGAGACGAAGAGGGCCUACCUAUCGGUACACCCCAAAAAACACCACAAACGAGACGAAGAGGGUUUAGAGGAAGAGAGAGAAGAGCCAGAAGAGGAACGUAGUCAGGAAUCCUGGAGCCUGGGCGAUGAGAAGGAGAAGAGAUAUAGGCCUACCUAUCGGUACACCCCAAAGAAACACCACAAACGAGACGAAGUGGGUUUAGAAGAAGAGAGAGAAGAGCCAGAAGAGGAACGUAGUCAGGAAUCCUGGAGCCUGGGCGAUGAGAAGGAGAAGAGAUAUAGGCCUACCUAUCGGUACACCCCAAAGAAACACCACAAACGAGAUGAAGAAGACGAAGAGCGCAGUCAAGAGUCCUGGAGUCUGGGUGAUGAGAAAGAAAAGAGAGAGGAGGAUGAUGAGGAAAGAAAAAAGAGGAUCUGGAAACCCACCCAUCGGUACCACCACAAGAAGCACCACAAACGCAGUGAAGAUCCUUCAGAGGAAGAGGAGGAGGAGAAAGAUAAGAGAAUUUGGAAACCCACACACAGAUAUCACCACAAGAAACACCACAAACGAGAUGCUGACUCAUCGGACGAGGAAUCAGAGGAGAAGAGAUCAGAAGAGUCAGAGGAAGAGGAGGAAGAGGAUAGAGAGAAGAGAAUCUGGAAGCCCACACACAGAUACCACCACAAAAAACACCACAAACGUGAUGAGGAGCUUUCAGAAGAAGGGAGAGAGGAGCCAGAUGAAGAACGCAGCCAAGAGUCCUGGAGUCUGGGUGAUGGAAAGGAGAAGAGAGAUGAGGAUAUGAUGAGAGAUGAGGAUGAGAGAGAAAAGAGGAUUUGGAAACCAACUCACAGGUACCACCACAAGAAGCAUCACAAACGCAAUGGGGAUUCCUCAGAGGAGGAAGACGAGGAACAAAGGGGCGAUUCGGACGAACACGAGGAGGAGAAGAAGCAUGGAGAUGCCGAGGAGGACGAGAGACAGAGGGAUAGGCAGGAGGCUCUGAGGUACCUGGCAGAGAAGAGUCGUCUACUGGGGGAGGGCGAGGUGUAUGAGAAACGUUCUCCCUGGGCUUACAGAGGAUACUACCACCCCGCCUGGUGGAAGAGAAGCAUAGACCCACACACACCAUUGCAUAAGAUGGAGGAACUGGCGAAGUUGCUGUCCUAUAAGAAUCACCAGCUGGCCAGCCAAUCAGAGCUGGCAGACGAGGAAAAGAAGAGGAGCGUAUCUCUAACCCCAGAGGAGGAGAAGGAGCUGGAGAACAUAGCAGCUAUGGACAUGGAGUUACAGAAGAUAUCUGAGAAGAUGCAGGAGGACAGGAGUGAAUAGAUAAGACAGGCAGAGGCAUGCAGACAGGGAUGCUAAGAUACACAAGGUUAGCACACUGAGAUAGUAACAAAAGACUAGAGAGAGAGAUAGACUGACCCGUCAGUGUUCCGGACAAAAAACCACUAACAUCCAAGAGCCUUGCUGCAAAUUCUGCCGUGUUAACCUUUGUACCUGUGAAAUGCUGAUGUUCUCAAAAGAGACUGUUUAGUUCAUAUAUAAGUAUGAUAGUAUAAAGAUAAAGUAGAUGCUUUGCUAAUUUGUCCGGAUAUCUAUAUAUUUAAAGUACGCAUGACCUUUGAAUGGUUGUUUGUUUGUUCAGUCUGCAUUUAAUAAAAUGAAUUAUUCUGA